CCAUGCCUUGUCUGUCUCCAAGUUAUCCGAUCCUUCUUCAUCUCCAUCCUCCAUGUAAACCCAUAACAGAGGAGGAUCCACAAUUUUUCCUCAAAGUCAGCUCCUUAGGUCAUUCAAAAAGUUGCCGUUGAUUCGAACUUUCUUUUGCAAUCUUCACUAGAACCGUCCCCGUUGUUCCUGCCGGAAAAGAGCUCGUUUUGUGAAUAUUUCAUUCUAAGGCUAUCACAGCAUGUUUUGUUUUCGGACUUGAGACUCAGCAGACGAGCUCUAACAUUCCUAUUGCUCAGAAAGUACAGCUAUUCAAUACGUUCCUUAUGCUAGAGUUAGAUCUAACGAUGGUAAUGUAGGGUAUCUCUUUCACCAUAUAAGUUAGAUGCAUAAAAAAAUGUAAAAAAGGAAAAGGAUACCUUUUCGUCUGACUGAACCACUGAUCCUAUCAAUAGAAGGCGCAAUCGCAACAGAAGACCUCUCCAAUUUACGAGCACCGCCGCUAAAACUUUCCGAUCCCAUAAGCUUAGACACAUCCACAUCCACCAAAACAGGUCCUUUCAAAGUUUCCAUCACUUCACUGUACUCCACCAAACAAAAUCCUCACAUAAACUCUCAAACUCAUCAUUUUCCGUCGGAAAAACUUCAAAUUGAACAGAUUUCAGCCGGUAAAAAGGUAAAAUUGAGCUGAUUUUGGGAGAUUUGAAGGGAAAACAAGAGAUAAUUUAUGGAUUAUAGGUGAAAGUGAGCUGUUGAGGCUGAAGAGAAAAGGGGGAGUUUCGUGGGCACUUUCAUUCCCUAUUUAACUAAUCUGUCUACAGUUAAUAACCUCUUGUGGAGCAUGAGCCACAAGGUGAAAUAGGCUUUUGGUCUGGCUGCAUUUCUGAACAUAAGGCAUUUCCACUGCAUUCUUGGUUGCUCCCCUAAUAUUUGCAGAGUUGGGAUUUUGAAUAUGUCUGGAGAUUCUAUUGUUGUGCGUCCUCUCUUCGGUGGCACUAUUUCCACUACUUUUCCUCUCCGUUUCCAGGAUGUCAGUAAUGUGCGUCAAGUUCCUGAUCAUCAGGAGGUGUUUGUUGACCCUGGGCGCGAUGAGAGUUUGAUAAUUGAGCUUCUGGAUAUGAAGGUGGAUGUAGCAGACAAUGGAAGUGCCAACUGGUUUCUUCAAGACCUUGCCAAUGAACAAGAGGCUGAGGGAACUACAAUCACUGAGCAGUCAGCAGCAGUGUUUGAGGCCCCUGAAUUGUUAUAUAGAAACAUGCCUGCUGUCAUCACCACCGCUGUUGCUCAAAUGGCAGUUUCUAAGGGAAGACAAGGGAGGGAAGCACAGAACUUGGUUAAGGUGUACCUGGCAAACAUUCGCCUUAAGGAAGUUGGGACGGAUGUUCUGAUAACUGCAUAUGAGCCUCUAGUAAUUAACCGUUUGAGUGAGAGUGCUACCGCAGUCGGGGCAGGCAUGGCUGUACCUGCUGCACAGUCUGGAGUUAUGCCGAUGGCUGAAGUUUUUAAACUUGCAGUCUCUAGUUUCAAAGUGCACAACUGGAGUCUCUUUGGCUCUGCUGCUGCUUGAGUUGCAGUUACACACGUCUGGCAUCACUUGGUUGAUUAUUGGUCCAUUUUUGAAGAUCCGGAUUAUUUUAUUUUUUCCGUAUCGAUUAGUUGCUUAGAUGGUUUCCUGUUUUAGUAGACUGAGGGAGAUAGAAAGUGCAGUAUUUCUACUUUUCAACUUUUGUUUUGGGUUUUGACUCUUUGCUUUCCUUUGUUAAGUUAAUGAGUAAAGUAUACACUUCACUACAAAGGCUUGAAGCUAUUAAGUACAAUGUUGAUCAA
Molecule: messenger RNA, 1815 nt
Organism: Solanum dulcamara
Lineage: Eukaryota; Viridiplantae; Streptophyta; Magnoliopsida; Solanales; Solanaceae
Exons: 9
Coding region: 941-1555 (204 amino acids)
Biological process (GO): protein import into nucleus
Cellular component (GO): nucleus
Molecular function (GO): small GTPase binding; guanyl-nucleotide exchange factor activity
Source: RefSeq, a predicted model, not a curated record